CACCACAACGAGGAGACAUAUCACAUAGCAAGGACACAUAGGGCCUUGCAUAAAACGGUCAAUUAGCUACCGAACAACACAGCUAAGCGUACUUGAGGAUACUUUACCUUUUGGCAUCCCUUGGAGCCCCCAGAAGUAACUUAAACUUGUUGCAUUUUGUAAGUGUAACAAUCAGUGUUUAAAGUAGUUUGAACCACAACACAUUGUGGUUAUCUAUUUUUCUGCGAUUCUCUCCGUGGCUGUAGGGCCUUAAACAUACACCUCAGUCUCACAACUCUGGAUUGUUUUAUUGCUCCUCACCGCUAGCACCUAACAUCGGCCUUGCAUGAUACCGUCACGUCGUCGUGAGAAUUUCAAGAGCGCGGUGACCGUUUGAAUUCGUUUCGCUGCCGAAUUAAGACGGCAAGUGUCUUUGAGUAUGGAUCAGGUGGUCACGGAGCAGCCAGCAGCCCUGGGCGGGCCGGACGACCAGUCGCCAUCGGAUGCCGACCAGGAGCCUGCCGCUGCUGGUGCUGACGCCGCGCAGCAGAGCGUCAUCAGCGGGUGUCCGCCCGGCCUGGAGCACUUGGCUGUGGCGCACAGAAUCAAAAUCAAACAGCAGGUGGAGCUCGCAGAAGUCCUGACCGGGUUGGAGACUGCCAACCACUAUAUCCUACUGAACGAGCAGAACCAGCAGAUAUACGCCGCCGCCGAGCAGAGCGACUGCCUGGCGCGCUGCUGCUGCGGCGCCAGCCGCGCCUUCGACAUGCUGCUGAUCGACAACCAGCGCAUGGAGGUGGCGCGGUUCGUGCGCCACUACCGGUGCUGCGGUAUGGGCUGGUGCAGCUGCUGGUCACGGUGCUGCCUGCAGCGGAUGGACGUGACCCGCUCGGGCCAGCUGCUCGGCGUCGUCACGCAGGACCCGCGCCCCUGUUCGACCAGCAUCAGCGUGCGCACGGCCGAGGGUAGCACAGCGCUGCGCGUGCGGCGCGGCUGCUGCCGGUGCACCGUCAGCGUGCCGUGCUGUACCUGCUGCUGCCCCGGCUGCCGGGAGGUGAGCUUCACCAUCAGCGCCGAGGAGGACGGCAGACAGGUGGGCGUCGUCACCAAGAAGUGGUCCGGCGCCGCCCGCGAGCUGCUCACCGACGCCGACAGCUUCAGUCUAGAGCUGCAGCGCGACCUGGACGUGCGCGUGAAGCUGGGCGCGCUGGCCGCAGUGUUCCUCAUCGACUUUAUGUUUUUCGAGCAGAAUGGCAUGUCGCAGAAGGGCCGUUCUGGGCCGGGAAGCUGCUGCUGCUGCUGCUGCUGAUGUACCGAGUUCUUAUGUAUUGGUCGAUUUUCUGCAGUAGAUUUGCUUAAUUCGGAAUAUUUGCUCGAUUGUUUGCUCAUUCACUCGAGCGUUGACAUUCGGCAGUGUUGUGCAUGUUCGCAAUAUACCUAUACAACAUAA
Amphibalanus amphitrite is the source of this 1429-nucleotide messenger RNA. RefSeq names its product phospholipid scramblase 1-like. Gene Ontology annotation, cellular component: plasma membrane. Lineage: Eukaryota; Metazoa; Arthropoda; Thecostraca; Balanomorpha; Balanidae. The transcript has a single exon. Gene Ontology annotation, biological process: plasma membrane phospholipid scrambling. The record is from RefSeq and is a predicted model, not a curated record. The coding region runs from base 419 to 1288 and encodes 289 amino acids. Gene Ontology annotation, molecular function: phospholipid scramblase activity.